UUUGCGGGAUUGUAAUAGAGUAAUAAUUAUCUUAUGGAUGUGCAUGCACCGUCGCGUCGAUUCAUGAGCGAGAGCAAUGCAGUCUUAUUUUAACCCUCAGAAUGGACACUUCUUUUAGAUCUUUUUAUAUGAUGAACGAAAAGUCACUGUCGGCUAUUGGUCAAUGGCCCUAUCAAAGGAAAUUGAAAAAAGUUCUUUUCUCAACUUUAGUUUAUAUUAGUCUUAUAAGCUUACUCAUUCCGGAGCUGUUAGGCUUGAAAAAACAUUGGGGAAACUUGGACAUAGUAAUUGAAUGCAUACCGCCUCUUAUUAUAUUAAUUGUCGUAUUACUUCUAUUAACAAACUUUAUUAUUAAAAUGGAAAGAAUAGAACUUAUAUUUUCGAAAAUGAAACGCGAUUGGGUCUAUUGGAGGAGAGAUUCAAAAAUUGAAAUCCUACACGCUCAUACUAGGAGAGGAAAAGAUCUUAAUAAAUUAUACAUAAUUUACAUUAUUUUUACUGGAGUUGCUUAUUUGCUUUUACCAAUUGUUCCACAACUUUUAAACAUGUACCAUCAGAAUCAAUCUGUAGUAAAACAAACACUGUAUUUCACGGACUAUUACGUAAAUGAAGAGCAAUAUUAUUUACCGAUAUUAAUUCAUAGCUACAUAUCAAGUCUCACUUGUAUGCAUAUUCUAGCCAGCAUAGAAAUUACAUUUUCUUCAGUGAUUCAGCAUGCUUGUGGAGUGUAUUCUGUUUUAGGGUAAAAGCAGAACAAGUGUGCAAAAUAUAGGCACUUAAUUGUAAAUUGUCUUUAUUCAUUGCAGUAAUAAAUUUUGUCACUAUUUGC
Molecule: messenger RNA, 829 nt
Organism: Leptopilina heterotoma
Lineage: Eukaryota; Metazoa; Arthropoda; Insecta; Hymenoptera; Figitidae
Exons: 4
Coding region: 102-746 (214 amino acids)
Source: RefSeq, a predicted model, not a curated record